UCAAAAUUUCUUCCUCUCGACGAGGAGAGAGGCGAGGGUUCCAAAGGGGAAAGCGCCUUCCUCGACACGCCUCCCCUCCCCCAACCCAAAACCCUACUUACUGCUCCGCGCCGCCGCCGCGCCGAGGAGGAGGAGGAGGAGGAGAUGCCGCCGGAGGCCGAGACGGCCUCCCUGAGGGAGGCCAUCCUCGCCGCGUCGAAGCCGGCCGCGGCGGCGAGGGCGGUCUCGUCGGUCGCGGACUUCCUCCGCCGCCACGCCGGCGACCACCCGCGGGCCUUCUUCGCUGACGCGCUGCCCUCGCUGCUCUUCCGCGCGUUCGUCGCCUCCCCCGAGUCGCCGUGCUUCGUCGACCUCGCCGCCGGGGACCCCGCGCUCGCCGAGCUGCUCGCAUCGCUGUUCUCCCCGUCCGGGCCGCUCCUCGCCGCCGUCUCCGCCGCGGAUCGUUACGCCCUCCUCCGAUUCGUGUUUCCGCCCGAGCGGUUACCCGAUUGGCUCCGCCUUGCGCUGUCGCACCCCGCCGUCUCCUCCUUUGACGAGGUGAUCUCCCCUCUCCUCGCUGGCCGCGUCGACUCCGAGCUUCACCUGUCGGUAUUCGAAUACUACCUCUUCUGGUUCGCGUACCACCCCAUCUCAGCUGCCACGGCCAUGGGAACCACCGCCGCCCGCGCCCAAAAAACAUUGCCCUCCAUUUCAGAACCUUCGCAUAAGUCGAUCGGCCGCAUUGAGAGCUGGAUGUCCACCCUAGCUUCCUCAGCCGGACGGAAACCGGGUCAGAAGCCAGAAAGCUCACUAUAUCUGAAGCUUCUGUACUCCUACCUUAAAGAGUUCGUGCCCAGCGCAUGUGUACCGCCGUGUAGCAGCGGAGGCACUCUGCUACAUCGAACUGUCAGUAAUGGUAUGGACGCUGUUGAAUCCUUCAAGAGAGCUGAGUUCUUCGUGCACACACUCAUUCAGUUCUGGCUUGUUGGAGAUGACUUCUCACCGCUGCCUGUGCAGACAUGCCGUGCAUAUGGGCUGCCUUUACUGCCUCUUCAGUCCCAUGCAAAUGCCACAUUGGUUGAGCGGCCACCAGCACCAGGACUCGGGGAUGCAGUGAAACUGUUUGUGAUGUAUAUGAACAAGAUCAAUGCUUGUGUGGAUAUAGAUGCGCCAAAUGUCUUUGAGGGGAUAUCUGCAUGGAAGGAGACAUUCAGUGGCCCUGUUGGGUACUGGAAUCCAUUGAUACAGAGACCACUGUAUCGAUUUUUGCUCAGGACAUUCUUGUUCUGUCCCAUGGGUGCAGAAAUAAAAAAUGUGUCACAGGUUUUCUCUGCAUGGAUAGUCUAUAUGGAACCGUGGAAGGCUCAGAAGGAAGAUUUGGAUGUGUUUGAUCUGCCUCCUCCAGGUGGGCGCAGUUUGCAUCGAGUUACUGAGGGGAAGAGCAAGGCAUGUGAGGCAGUGUACACCCCAGAAUGGGAGAGUUAUGUGUUGUCCAACUACUUGUUCUACAGUUCUUUGGUUGUUCACUUCCUAGGGUUUGCACAUAAAUUUAUCCAUUCUGAUGUUUCCUCCGUGUUGUUGAUGGUAUCAAAGGUUUUGGAGGUUUUAACUUCUACAGAAUUAUCGGGGCUCAUCUACAAUGUUGAUGCUGCAUAUCAUUCUAGAGUUUUAGGUUCCUCGUCAUGUUAUUUGGAUCGUGCGCUUAAGCAUGUGCCAUCAAUCCGAGAACAGCUACAGGACUGGGAGGAUGGUUUAUCAGAAACUGACGCUGAUGGGUCUUUCCUGCAUGAGCGCAGGAAUUUUAAUCUAAGGCUUUUCAGCACUGAUGAGGAAGGGGCUUACAACUUGCUUCAGUUGUUGUUGCUGCGGGCAGAGUCAGAGAUUCAACGUUUUCCAGGUGAUGUUAUGCAAAGAAUUCAGACUGUGGAUUUAAUUGAAUCCCAGAUGAAGAAAAUUUUCCAUGAACACAUUGAAAGCUCCCAACCUAUGAACUUGCCAAAGAAAGAAUGCAGUCGGCACCAUGGGCGUGGUGAGGUAUUCACACCUAUGCAUCCAAGGCCAUGGAAACACUCACUGUCUAAUGUGAACUGGAUGACAAGGCCCAUCUCAGACUCUGAAGUGGCCUGGCUCGCAAGGUUGCUGAUCCGUUUUUCUGCUUGGCUAAAUGAGACCCUUCAACUUGACCGUGAUGAUUCAGAUGCUAUCCCCACUGGCCCAACCAAUAUCAAGUUUGAUGGAAAUGAACUUAGUGGGGUUGGGGGCCCAAAGGAUGCUGCCAGAAUGGUGUUUAUUGGUGCCUGUUCAUUGCUUGUGCUGGUGGGACAAUCAAUUCUGCACUUCUUGAGGACACACAGGAUUAGGAUCAAUCUGAGAAUUCUUGCAUCCAAGAAACUUCUCACAGCUGUUAUGUUAUAUGCUUUGUUUAGUGUGGCAAGAAAUGCGUUGUCGUAACACUGUUAUGCUUUGCAUAACCUCUUCUCGUUCCUGGUGUUGCUGCUGCUUGGUCAGAUUGUCCAACCUUCAAGUUUUGCCUUUACUAGACUGAUACAUAUGCUGUACAGGAACUCAUAGGAGAAAUGAAAUUACAGUGAAACUUCAGGAACUCUUUCAGACUUGUGUUUUGUGCAUAUUGACAGCUCAGCGAAAAGUUUGUUUGGUUCUCCAUAUGCUCUUGGAACACUAUUUCGUAGUCAUAUACAGGACCUGGGUACAAUAAAAUGUUGUGGGGGUCUGCAAUUGCUUAAUGUAACUAACCACCACUUUGCUGUAGGCUUUGCAAUGCCAUGUUUCGUAGAGUUGUUUUGAUGACCAAUCAUCAUUGUCAGUCAUUGUAUUACCAGAGAAGUCGACGCA
Messenger RNA from Oryza brachyantha (malo sina), 2832 nucleotides. RefSeq lists its product as uncharacterized. The transcript is spliced from 4 exons. The coding region runs from base 145 to 2430 and encodes 761 amino acids. Lineage: Eukaryota; Viridiplantae; Streptophyta; Magnoliopsida; Poales; Poaceae. The record is from RefSeq and is a predicted model, not a curated record.